AUGCUCCCUGCGAUGUUACUGCUAAUCGUCGGCGCGUCGUUCGCGACCGGCGUCGAAUCGGAGUUCACCACCUCGAGAACCUACGGCAUGGACAUUCCUGAACUGGAUCCCAUCACCAUCACCGAAGGCGAUCCGCUUUGGGACGAGAAAACCCCCAAGAGAUUGACCAUCGGCGGCUUCGAUCAGCCCACGUCUCCCGAUCCCUCGAUCACCGACACCGACGACAGAAACAACGAGUUCUCCGCCACGGCGUUGCGGGACUUCCUCGAGAAAUACGCCGAAGGUCUGCGAAAGGACAAGAUCGAGAACCGCUUGAACGACACCUCUUCGGAAAUUACGCCGACGGAUUACAACGACGACGAAAAGAAGAGGAAAAAGAACGGUAACUUGCUCGAUUUGAAACAGUACGGUUCGCCUUAUGAUGAUAAAAUGGGCUGGGUGUCGCUGGAGCCGGUUCCUUGGUCUGUAUCGCAAAUUUCCAAAUGGCAAAGCAAACCGCAUCCGAACGAAUACUCCUGGAACCAACAGCCUGUUACUAACAACAACAAUUGGGAGCACGUGGACGAUUUCCCUAGCACCAGUACAGUAAGACCCAAUAACAUUCUCAAUCGCUACAAAUUCGGGCAAACGCACAAAAACAAACUCGAAAUCUACGAUCCAGACGAAUUCGACCAAAACAAAUUCACCAAAAGACCGUUCAACUACAGAAGACCUGCAUACUCACCGUACACAUCAGAUAUGGUACUUCACAACAACGUUAUCGUGAAAGACCACCGGGACAUCAUAACGGACAACAAUUCGCCGAAUUUCCCGCCAAACCACAACAACUUCAACCGGAGACACGGCACGGAAUUGCACUCGGAGCCCCACUCGUUCGCGGGCGACGGCAACUGGGUGCUCCUCUCCACCAGCAAGGGCUACAAGUACCCCAAGAAACAGCGGUCGCUGAAAAUGGUGCCGGAAUACAUAAACACCCACAAAAGCGUCCAGUUAACCGUGCUCCCGCCUUCCAAGGACUCCAACGUCAACAUGACCACCUCUCACGGCGGGCUGCUGCAGGUCGAGUCGACCUUCGAGCCGGUGGAGCAGGCCCAGCAGAAGUUCAGCAAGCUGCAGAAGCUCAAGAACAAGCGCAAGCGGCCCGGCCAGCACAAGAAGAAGAGGAAGAACGUGCGUAGGGCGCAGGAAUCGGCGCCGAGGAGCACCGGCAGCGACAGCGGGGCCGUCAUAGCGGGCGUGGGAGCCGGACUCAUACCCGCCACCAUGGCGAUGAUGGUGCCCCUGGUGAUGAACGGGAAAAGGCGAAGGAGAAGGAGCGCGAUAGACGAAACUAUUCUUCAGUACUGA
This is a messenger RNA of Phyllotreta striolata, 1347 nucleotides long. The record is from the annotation of a GenBank genome assembly. NCBI's taxonomy places the organism in Eukaryota, Metazoa, Arthropoda, Insecta, Coleoptera, Chrysomelidae.